AUAGUUGUUAAUUCAGUAUUUAAUUUAAUUAAUUAGAUGUGAAGGACAAGGAGAAGAGCCGUCUCGCACUUUGUCCGGAUUUACAAAUCUUCCCUCAACUCCGCCCAAAUCUACUCAACCUCAACUUGAUAGAAUUCCACUAUGGAGAUCAUCAGCCCAAGGAAGUUCCUUCACAUGAUAGAAUUUCACCAUAGAGUCCAAGAUUCCAACAAAAUAUGUGCAUGCUUAUGUGCAAAUUUAUUUAGGCAAGAUAGACACUUUUGGACAUUCAUCCCAGCCAGUAAACAUGAUGCUUGAACCUGUAAAGUGUGGACAGUGAGCUGCCGUUAGACACUUUUGGACAUUCAUCCCAGCCAGUAAACAUGAUGCUUGAACCUGUAAAGUGUGGACAGUGAGCUGCCGUUAGACACUUUUGGACAUUCAUCCCAGCCAGUAAACGUGAUGCUUGAACCUGUAAAGUGUGGACAGUGAGCUGCCAUUCUCUUCUCCAGCUAAAAGUGAUGGGUAUAUACCUCAGUUCCCCCAAAACAGAGAAAUUCUCAGAAGAUGGUGGGAAUGAUAGGGUAAAAUAUGGUUUAUCAUCAAUGCAAGGAUGGCGUGCAACAAUGGAAGAUGCUCAUGCAGCAAUACCUGAUUUGGAUACUUCAACAUCCUUUUUUGGUGUCUACGAUGGUCACGGAGGUAAAGUUGUUGCUAAAUUCUGUGCCAAGUAUCUACAUCAACAAGUGCUCAAGCAUGAAGCAUAUUUACAUGGUGAUAUAGGAACUUCGGUCCAGAAAGCCUUUUUCAGAAUGGACGAGAUGAUGCGUGGUCAGAGAGGAUGGAGAGAGCUGGCUGCACUGGGGGAUAAAUUAAACAAGUUCACGGGUAUGAUAGAGGGCCUUAUUUGGUCUCCAAAAAAUGGUGAUGGAAACAGCCAUGUUGAUGAUUGGGCAUUUGAGGAGGGGCCUCACUCUGAUUUUUCUGGACCUACUUCUGGAUGCACAGCUUGUGUUGCAAUCCUUAGAGAGAACCAACUCAUUGUUUCAAAUGCUGGUGACUCUCGCUGUGUCAUUUCAAGGAAGGGCCAGGCAUACAAUUUAUCGAGGGAUCAUAAACCUGAUCUUGAGGUUGAGAGAGAGAGAAUCUUAAAAGCUGGUGGUUUUAUUCAUGCAGGACGUGUGAAUGGAAGUCUAAAUCUUGCAAGAGCUAUAGGUGACAUGGAAUUCAAGCAGAACAAGUUUUUGCCAGCUGAGAAGCAAGUUGUAACUGCUAAUCCAGAUAUAAACACUGUUGAGUUGUGUGAUGAUGAUGAUUUUAUUGUGCUAGCUUGUGAUGGUAUAUGGGACUGCAUGUCCAGCCAGCAAUUGGUGGAUUUUAUACACGAGCAGCUGAAGUCGGAAAGCAAGCUUUCUGCAGUAUGUGAAAGAGUUCUCGAUAGGUGUUUAGCGCCUUCUACUGCUGGAGGUGAAGGAUGUGACAACAUGACAAUGAUUUUGGUGCAAUUCAAGAAACCUUUUCAGUCUGGGGCUUCUUUAGUUGAAGAACUCCCAGCUUCUAACGAGAAACUCCCUGCUCCCAGUGAGGCCACUAACACUGAAACAAUACCAGCAGAGAGUGGAUCUAGUUCAUAGCCCUUGCUCGCCGUUUUGGAUCUGAUACUUCCAAGUCUGCAAUUGUACAUGAUUGUUUUAAUCUGUAUGGACAUAUAUUUUGCUUCUGGUUUUGUGUGUCAUUGCGUUUGUAUUAUAAUUACUGGAAUGGAUUGUAUAGAUUACUUGACCACAUGUUAAUUAUUUCAUGUACCCAAUUGUUUACUCAA
This is a messenger RNA of Solanum tuberosum (potato), 1801 nucleotides long. RefSeq names its product probable protein phosphatase 2C 60. The record is from RefSeq and is a predicted model, not a curated record. Gene Ontology annotation, molecular function: cation binding; protein serine/threonine phosphatase activity. The coding region runs from base 501 to 1613 and encodes 370 amino acids. Gene Ontology annotation, biological process: protein dephosphorylation. The transcript is spliced from 13 exons. Lineage: Eukaryota; Viridiplantae; Streptophyta; Magnoliopsida; Solanales; Solanaceae.